AUGAGCAUUCUCAAACAGCGCCAGGCAGUUAAAGCAGCUGAACUGUCCGUUGAUGAAACCCCGGGGCUGAAGUCUUGCGUUUAUAGUAUGCAGGUAAACGGAAACCCUUAUCCCAUGCCUAACUGUGAUAACCUGUAUUAUAGAUCCGUUAUUCUUCUGGAUAAGGACGGUGAACGGGUUAUAUCCGCGCAUGCCUAUCUUAACAGGUAUGUCAAGUUCUCUAAGAAGGCGACAUUCAAGCCUGUAAAACUUCCCCCGAUGCCUGGGACACCGGUCAUCCUGCUGAAGGAUAUUGUGACUGGAAGGUCUGAUUCAAAGCCUGGAUUUAAUCAGUCAACCUCGAAGAAGGGCAAGUAA
Molecule: messenger RNA, 357 nt
Organism: Aspergillus versicolor CBS 583.65
Lineage: Eukaryota; Fungi; Ascomycota; Eurotiomycetes; Eurotiales; Aspergillaceae
Exons: 3
Coding region: 1-357 (118 amino acids)
Source: RefSeq, a predicted model, not a curated record